Molecule: messenger RNA, 3463 nt
Organism: Synchiropus splendidus (mandarinfish)
Lineage: Eukaryota; Metazoa; Chordata; Actinopteri; Syngnathiformes; Callionymidae
Product: PRELI domain-containing protein 1, mitochondrial-like
Exons: 7
Coding region: 556-1164 (202 amino acids)
Biological process (GO): phospholipid transport
Cellular component (GO): mitochondrial intermembrane space
Molecular function (GO): phosphatidic acid transfer activity
Source: RefSeq, a predicted model, not a curated record
CGCAAUGAAUGAAUGUUUCAAGUGCCGUUCAUACAAAACUGUUUACAUGCCUUUAUUGUAUCCAACAUUAUGGGAUGUAUUGUCCUGUAAUAUGGGUUUUUACUUUAUGAGGCAUGUCUUUGAAAGUAAUGUAUUGUUUUUACUUGUUUGUGUCGACAAGACUGUAACGCUUCUUAAACAGGUGACACGUCACCCUCUAGUGGCGAUAUAGUGAAAUCGCAACGACGACCAGACCCCAUCUUUAUCACGAAUUCCUCGUUUAAAAUGCGUUUUUUGUCAAGAAAAUACGUGAGACAGCCAUGUGAUGUUUUGGAUUCAGUACCCCCUUUUCUUGGAAUUAACAUAAAAUAAUGAGCAGAUGACGUCGCAGCUCUCUACCUAGGAACAGACAACCACUCACACACGACUGGAUUAGCAUGUUAACCGGUGGGAGGAAACUAGAGUGCCCACACAAGCAAGAAGAAAGUAAACCACUGCCCUGAGCUGGGAUCCUCUUGCUGUGAUUCAAAAGUGGUACAAGCAAUUACACGCUCUGACGUGAACUCCACUACAGCCAUGGGCAGAUACUUCUACAGUGAGAUUGACAUCAAGAGGCCUUGGCAUCAAGUGCUUGCUGCUUUCUGGCAGCGCUACCCAAACCCUUACAGCACCCAUGUCCUGACAGAGGAUGUGCUGUUUCGCGAGGUCACCCACGACAAUCACCUGGUGUCACGACGACUGCUGACAAAGACCAACCGGCUUCCGCGCUGGGCAGAGCGCGUGUUUCCCGCUCACAUGGGCCGAGCUGUCUAUGUCCUGGAGGACUCGAUCGUGGACCCACAGUCACGCACACUCACCACCAAGACCUGGAACCUCAACCACAACAAACUGAUGACUGUGGUGGAGCAGAGUUUGUAUGUUGAGGACGACCAUCAGGAAUCCUGCACCAAACUGAGGAGGGAGGCCUGGAUCUCCUCAGCUGUGUACGGACUCACCCGCCCUAUUCAGGAAUUUGGACUCGCCAGGUUAAGAAGCAACCAAGCCGAGGCCCUGAAGGGCCUGGAGUUUGCACUGGCCAAGCUGGAGGGUGAGACACAAGUUAUCGCCAGCAGCAACCACAGCGAUUCAUCUGAGACACACUUGUCAAAGCCCACACCAACCCAAAACCCCAAAGAGUUUGUCUAACCCUGGAAUAUGAAUCUACAAAGAACUUAGGUGGAAGACAAAAAAGAAAACUAUCACAAACUAUGUCCAUAAAUGAAGAUUUGUAUCAUAACAAAAACCUCCUGAACAGAGGCUUCAUGUUAAUACUAUUAAUAUUUUUGGCAGGUGAAUAUGGACAUUGUGCCUGUUGUAUUUUGCACAAAUGCCUGGUUAUGUGAAAUUUAUAUUUACUGUUUGUUAUGAAGUGUGUUUACAGACACGAGGUAUGCAGAUAUUGGGAGCACUGUUCUACAGUACUUAACUGAAUCUUGAGUGGUUCAUCUAUAUUCAGUUUAUUAUUCAGUUUUAUUAUCAUUAUCAUGCCCCUAUUUAUUAUCAUUUCCUUUCGCAACGUGCUCUAACAAAUACAUUUGUGUGAUCUUUUUUGAGUCCCAGCGUUUCACUUUGAUGUCACGAGUAUUCCAAAAGCAUUGCAACCAUCAACUCCAUCAAAUCACUGAUUCCAUGUAGGUUCCCACUCACACCAGAACUGGACCCAGAGUGAGCAUUACCGGCUGUUGCAAGCUGUUUUGACUCAGAAUGAUGAUACCUGAAUGGAAGUCAUGAAGCAAAAGUGACUGUCAGUGCACUACACUCAACAACCAUCACACACUGUGAACAUCAGUGCUUUACCAACACAUUGCUGACCAAAAGUUUGGGAGUUAAAAGUGCAUUUAUUUGAACCAGCCAUAUCUCUUCAAAUCGAUGGCAUGAAAUUAUGGAAAUAAAAAUGACACUUCACCUGAUAUUUAUCAUUUAAAUAUAAUGAAUUUUGCUUUGGAUAAAACAUCACAAUAGUGUCUGCCAUUGACAUCAUAACAAAUACAACAAAUUAAAUGUAGAUUUAACGGAAUAAAGACUCGUCCAACAGAAUCUCAGCACAAGAACAUUUGGCUUGGAGUUUCAGUUGGUAACAGAGUGAAGACAUUUUGGUAUUAUCAGGAGCUUAACGGUUAUUCAUAGGCUAAUGUUCACUUCAGCGUAACAGAAAAACAAAAAGUGCAAAAUCAUCAUCAUCAGGGAAGUAAACCGCUACAUUUUCAACAACAACAAUCACAUUUGCAGGUUCUCACUCAAGAAGGAAGAAAAAACAUUUCAAGAUCACACAUAUUGGUAGAGCUAUGUCUAAAACUAGCCGGUAAAAACAUUUCAACAGAACCAUUCCACGCACAACACUUGUAUUGUAUUGUUCAAGCCUCUUGAGUUUAAUAUCUACUGCUGACACAGAUACACAGGAGUCACCGGAGGACAUGUCCUGGAGAUGGACCUUGACUGUAACACAGUCGAUGUGCUUGGACCGACCUCCACUUCUGUGUAUCCUUCGUCACUCCAGCUGCAUGGCAAAUCUACGCAGACUGGAGUGAAGUGCAACACGCUUUGGUUUCACUUAAAUGGGAAGGUGCCGGGUGUUCAGAAAACCAUUUCUGGCAUAGAAGUGCGCUCUGGCGAUCACAUCAUUGGCAAAGUCCCCACAGGGAGUGUCUCUGUCCACGUUUUCAGAGGGUUUUAAACUGAGGACUUUGUCCUCACCUAUGAUGUAGCUGGCUAAGGCACCUGGAACACACAAGAAACAUUUGUUUUCUCACUUUCCUGCUACUUCAAAUGCAUGAUGGUGAUGUUGCUUCUUCUUCUUCAUUGACAUUUGGGUGUUUCCCAUCAGAAGUUGCCACAGCAAGUCAGCCUCCUGCACCUCAACCUAUCUUGCUCACACUACACUCUUCGUGUCCUCCUAAAAUAUAGGCUUGUAACUGUACAAAUAUUCAGCCCUUCAGUGCAGUUCGUACACGGACCACUCAGGGUACGCGCAAAAGUGGUUUAAUACGUGUUCCUACACGGUCUGCAAAGCGGUUGCACACCACAGUCCAUAAGCAGCAUGGCAGCCUCAACAAUUCAACAACGGGAGCUGUGUUGAGACUAUGAUCUGGCAGGUCACUUUAUGAAGUGAGCACUGGUGCGUGCUUCGAUGACCUGGCUGCUGACAUCUGAAGUCUAGCAACCACCCACACCACGUCACUACCACUGAAACUGGUUCGCACGGUUCAUUUCCAGAUUGAAGCGAAAACCAAAUGCAAUAGAGCAACGCUGUUGCACUGUAGGAAUCUUUUUAGUAAGUAUCGAACCAUCCACCCUUUAACAGGAGCAUUGAGGCACACACACUUAUAAUAGUGAGUGAGGAGGCAUCAGUGCUUACGGUCUCUGAAUUUGUGAAUGAAAAAUAAUUUGAUGUUCAAAUAAAAUAAAAAUAAUACAAUAAUAAAAAUAAUGGUUUAAAGUUGGGUUU